Molecule: messenger RNA, 681 nt
Organism: Penicillium cataractarum
Lineage: Eukaryota; Fungi; Ascomycota; Eurotiomycetes; Eurotiales; Aspergillaceae
Product: F1F0 ATP synthase subunit 5
Exons: 3
Coding region: 1-681 (226 amino acids)
Biological process (GO): proton motive force-driven mitochondrial ATP synthesis
Cellular component (GO): membrane
Molecular function (GO): proton-transporting ATP synthase activity, rotational mechanism
Source: RefSeq, a predicted model, not a curated record
AUGAUGUCCGCUCGUGUUGCCCGCUCCGGCCUGCGCGCCGCCCAGCAGUUCUCCGCCGCUCGCCCGGCCUUCAACGGCCUGCGCACCUAUGCCACCCCGGCCCAGGAUGUCCGCCCCCCCGUCGCUCUGUUCGGCGUUGACGGCACCUACGCUACUGCUCUGUACACUGCUUCCUCCAAGUCCGCUGCCCUCGACCAGACCGCCAAGGCUAUCGCUACCCUCGGCCAGACCCUGAAGGCCGACCCCAAGCUGUCCACCAUCCUCGGCGCUCCUACCCUGUCCAUUGCCGACAAGCAGGAGAUCAUCAAGGAGCUCCAGAAGGUUGCCGGUGCCGACAAGGCCGACAUCCUCAAGAACUUCCUCCAGACUCUGGCCGAGAACAACCGUCUCGCCUCCCUCGAGGGUGUCUGCGAGAAGUUCGGUACCCUGAUGAGCGCCCACCGUGGUGAGGUUGAGCUGAACAUUACCUCUGCUCAGGAGCUCGAUGCCAAGACCAUCUCCCGCCUCGAGAAGGCCGUCGCUAAGUCCGAGUUCAGCCAGGGCAAGAAGCUCAAGGUUGUCACCAAGGUCAACCCCGACCUUGUUGGUGGACUCGUCGUCGAGAUCGGUGACCGCACCAUCGACCUGAGCGUUUCCUCCAAGAUCGCCAAGAUGAACAAGGCUCUUACCGAUGCCCUGUAA